Dipodomys ordii (Ord's kangaroo rat) is the source of this 2642-nucleotide messenger RNA. RefSeq names its product DIRAS family, GTP-binding RAS-like 2 (gene Diras2). Gene Ontology annotation, molecular function: GTP binding; GTPase activity; GDP binding. Gene Ontology annotation, biological process: signal transduction. The record is from RefSeq and is a predicted model, not a curated record. The transcript has 2 exons. Gene Ontology annotation, cellular component: plasma membrane. NCBI's taxonomy places the organism in Eukaryota, Metazoa, Chordata, Mammalia, Rodentia, Heteromyidae. Bases 98 to 697 code for a protein of 199 amino acids.
AUAUGAAGAAAAAAGUUAACAGCAAUUCAUGGGAAAAGAAUCAUAAAGAAGAGGGGCCAGGUGUCUCCUGACUGAUAGCUGGAGUCUUCAAAGCAAAAUGCCUGAACAGAGCAAUGAUUACCGGGUGGCCGUGUUUGGGGCAGGAGGUGUGGGCAAGAGCUCCCUGGUCUUGAGGUUUGUCAAAGGCACAUUCCGGGAGAGCUACAUCCCAACGGUGGAAGACACCUACCGGCAGGUGAUCAGUUGUGACAAGAGCAUCUGUACACUGCAGAUCACUGACACAACUGGGAGCCACCAGUUUCCUGCCAUGCAGCGUCUGUCCAUCUCCAAGGGGCACGCCUUCAUUCUGGUAUAUUCCAUCACCAGCCGGCAGUCCCUGGAAGAGCUGAAACCCAUCUAUGAGCAGAUCUGCGAGAUCAAAGGGGAUGUGGAGAGCAUCCCUAUCAUGCUGGUGGGGAACAAGUGUGACGAGAGCCCCAGCCGAGAGGUGCAGAGCAGCGAGGCCGAGGCCUUGGCCCGUACGUGGAAGUGUGCCUUCAUGGAGACCUCAGCCAAGCUCAACCACAACGUCAAGGAGCUCUUUCAGGAGCUGCUCAACCUGGAGAAGCGCAGGACUGUGAGCCUCCAGAUCGACGGCAAAAAGAGCAAGCAGCAGAAAAGGAAAGAGAAGCUCAAGGGCAAGUGUGUGGUCAUGUGAGAGCCCUUUGCUGCAGGAAGAGCCACAAGCUAUCAUCCGGGCCUCACUCCCCUCCCCGCGUGACACCCCUUUGUCAGGGCAGCAUGUACGAUGCCCUCCUGUUAAACAUUGCAUUUGGCUGAGACACGCCCUGUGUCUUUCAAGAGGCAUUCCACACCACCACCAGUAAGCCACCCUCCUUGGAGUUGCUCACACCUGGCAUCCCAGGGAACUGAGAGGUGCAGUCAUUUCUGAGCAGGUUUUUGCCAUUGGGAAGCUGGGGGGACUCACAGCCGCGUACACAGAACAAGCUGAGGGGAACACAUGUCACCCACAUGUGUGAGAGAGCAAGCUGGUCAGAGCUGAUGGUACCAUCCCCAUACCAGGCCUUGUCUCUGCUCAGUAACAUCUUUGGGGGAGGGAUGGGUGGAGGCAGAGUGAGAAGACCAAUUGGUCCAAACUGGACUACAGUGGUCCCCUUAAAUAUACUGUAAGCCAAAUUAAAGAUGAAAUGCAGCCUCCUCCAAAGGAUGUUAACUUCCCAGUCAUCUUCACCUGAACUUCCCUGAGGAGUGUAUUUAAUACCUGUAGACCUAGCUAGCAAGUCACCAUGAUGGGAACCUCUCAGAAUGUCUAUUUUCUCAUACUCACCAGUGGUAUGUUGCUGUGUCACAAGUUUUUCAGUUUUUCAGUAAAGAGAUGGUGACAUGAUUAAAACAUCAUCCUUCUAUUCCACGGUGUGAUGCUUUAAGGAUUUUAGAAAUGUGAAAUUUCUUUGCUUUAGACCUGGGAGGGCUGUAAUUUCUUCCAGCCCUCAGAUUUUAAAUAAAAGCCAAUAAAAUAGGUAUUUUUAGACUUGCUUUCCUCCUCCCUCCAAGAUGGUUUUCUUCUCUUCAAUAACUUGAUGUAUACCCAGCUGGCAAACAGCCAACAAAGGGCCAUCCAAUGACCAGAAGCACAUCCAAUUUUCUAAGUGACCCAACACAUCUAUAAGCCACACUUUACAUCUUUAUGAAAUCCUUUGAAGCAGAAGUUGUUCACUGUGUCUUUGAUGAUGUAUUGCUCUCGGAAGUGAAUUCCUGGAAAAUGCAUCUUAAAGAAUAGUAAAUUCUCUUGCAGGAUCCAUUACCUAUGUCCUGUAAGAGCAGUUCAAGGCAGUAUUUACCCUAGGAACAACGAUCUCUUUCUCAUGGUUGUGUGUGUGUACCCUUAAUCCUUCAAACCAAAUUACAACCACCACUACUUCCUGCUGGCGUGGGAGGUGAUGGAGAUUGCAGAUAGGCUGGCAGCUCUGUCCUUAGCACCGCCCGCUCAGCUUAACCCAUCUGCCAUCCAAGAGUCUGGCUAGGCUCUGCCUUCUUGAAAAUUCCCACUGACAGAACCUGUGAGUUCUAUUUCAGUUGACAGAACAAACACAUGCCAUACCUGACUCCUGGCCCAUCCUCUUUCCCUCAACAGUCCUUUCCAUUGCCUGCUGGGGAAGCAGAGGAAGCUGUAGUUCCUCCUCAUGGGCCUGCAGGUAGCCGGGGAGGGUUGUGAGUACCGACUUAUCUACUUGUUUCUUUGACCUCUCCUCCCAUGCAGAUAACAGCCAUGUGAACACCACAAUCUUCCAAAACACAGUUGUUUGAGAUCUCAGGAUCUCCUAGCUUUCCUUUCUAAUUCAAUUCCCUUGUGUGCUUAUGUCCUCUCUUCUUUACCUACAACCCACCCUGGUGAUGCCAUUAGUGUAUAGGAAGUGCCUUUGAGAACCAUUUGGCUCCAUGGUAAUUACCAUCUCCUUGGUCUUCUAGAACAAAACAUUCCUGUCUUUACCUAGGGAAAGAGUCACAUUGAGAAAGGAAGGGCAUGGUAUGGGAGCCGCCAGGGAGUGUAGAGUCUUUGGGGAAAUUCCAUGACCCCUUUAAGUCCCUCAUGCAGGGACUUUUGUUCCAAAAGGCCAUUCUUUCACGCUCAGAGAGAGAGA